AUGGCGGCGGCUUCUAACCGAAGCAAUGCUCCACCAGGACUGGAUCCAAAUGCAAACUUUCAAGCUUCUGAUAUCAAUCUUCAACCUCCUUCUACUCCCCACCAACCUACCCUUCCCCCCGGGUUAGUAUAUACUCAUAACGAACUACAAUCUGCUCUCAUCAGCGACCAUCCGGAACCAGGUGAAGAGCAUCCUGCCAUCCGUACAUCUGUCGAGAACGUUCCUCUAGAAUCCGAGGUUACCUUAGGAUUUGGUCCGUUUGCGCAAGAUCCUCACCUACCUGAUCUCGGAAACCUCAAUAUCAACCACGAGGCCGAGAAUAACCACCCCGAGAACGACGAGAAUCGUGACUGGGAAGGCUCGCAGUUCACCGACAAUAGUUCCGUUACACUUGGUCAAUCGGACGCUGCAUCUUUGGCAAACAGUGACGAUACGAUCGUCAACCAGCUCCAAUAUUUCCCGAUUGUCCUUCCUAUCAAUCAUCCACUCUUCGACCCAUUCAUUCACGAUACAGCCUUGUGGCCAAGACCGGAAGUUCUUGAACAGUGGAACGACGAUAGAAUCCAGCUUGAGAUUCAAGAAACACUAGGUGUUCAACUUCCUCCAGGAUUAUUGGGACCUUUCCCUUACCAUCCGCGAUAUCCAAAUCCAUUCCCAAACGGCUUUCGACGUGGGCCUGCUGGUCAGUCUGCCCAGAACCAGCCACAAUUUCAAGGCGUACCUCCUUACUUCACCUUUGAGCAACUCGAAGCCAGUGUUGUCUUUGAACCUAGAAGGGUACCAGGGCAUAGGAGACCUGAACAGCAACAUCCUCUAGCUCGAGCUGCAUUCACUUCAAACAAUCAGGGCAUUCCUCGUGCUGGCCACUCACAACCUCAAUUAGGUCGACAACUUAACAUUGGCCAACAAACACCACCAAUCAGGAGGUCAAGCACUCAUCCUGUUAUUGUCAGCCCUGGAUCAGUCAGCCGUAACGGACAGACCCAAAUACCUGGACCCAGAGUCGCUGAGCUUUUCCAACAAGGUUUACUUCUUGGUCUAGGACUGGGAAGACCUCCUACCACAGCUCCCCAAGCCCCGGAGCAACUACCACAACUUGGCUCCCCGAUCCAUUUUCAGAACGGUCCAGGAGGAGAAGAGCUUGCAGGCCUGGACGUUAAUAGACCCACGAGCUCUUUUGAGGGGAACCUUCUCGGGACCGAUCAGGCAGCAGCCAAUCCUGCGAGCAAUAUUGGAGACGAGCCACAAACAAUUGUAGUUGAAUGGGAAACAAUGCGCAACAAGGCAGCUUUAUACGAGCAGGAGAUUAACAGGCUUCUCGAACUUCGAGAUGCGGGCGAUGGUGCUCUUGAGCGUGAACUUGAUGAAAGGACAGUUGGACUGCGCCAUGCAGUAGAGGAGAUGAUUUUUGGCGAUAUCGAGUAUUGCCACCACAAUGAAGUCGCCGGAAAAUGCUGGAUGAUCCAUCAUAAGAUCAUCCUCCGAUAUUCGAAAGCUAUCGGAUCUUUGAAGAAGGAUGGCAAAAGGCCAGUCGAGCUUCGUAAAGUAUAUACGUACUUUACGAAGUUCAUCAAACUAUCUAGCAAGUUCUAUCGAGCUUUGAUUCAGAGGCUAAUUUCACACUUCGGUGUCCAAAACUUGAAAUUUGUUGCCAUCGAAUUCAAAUUCGAGAUUGAUACCUCUGACCGUGAGAAGGACUACUCAUCUCAAAUCCAGAAUUUCGCAACUUUAGUUUGUUAUGAAAGUCUCUUGCACCUGGGUGACCUUUCGAGGUAUCGUGAAAACUAUGGGGAACCUAACCCUCGAAAUCCAGAUGCGAAGAACUGGGGCCCUGCCAAAGGGUACUAUACCCUCGCUCGAAAAGUGAUUCCUGCCCAUCCCAAGGCAUUCAACCAAUUAGCCGUUCUAGCUCAGUACGAACAGAGUCACUUUACGGCCAUCUAUUACUUGUAUCGCUCGCUGCUUGCGGAGGAGCCCGACGAGGCGACCCAUGAGACCACCCUCGGCAAUUUGAAAAUUUGUUUCGUCAAAAUCCUGAAGGAUAACGCUUCGACAGAUGGUGCCGCCUCCGAUGAGAUCACAUCGAUGUUUAGCCGCUACCAUGCGCAUUGUUUCUUAAGCAAUGACGCCUCCGAGUAUGAGAGCCUCAAGAGCGACCUACUCAAUCAGAUAACACUAGCAGUCAAAGAACGUGCCGUCCCAGCAGUCAUAUUGAAUCGCAUGAUUCUUAUCAAUAUUGCUGCCGAGCACCUGGCUUUGAGCAGAGAUCGAGCAACAUUGAGCUCUCCAAAGGUCGUUACAUUCCUCCGGUUCAACGUCGAGACUUUCACUUCGAUCUUGAUGGUCCUACAGCAAGAGCUAGAUGGCACAUCUCAGGAUUCUAGAGAGGAUGUUGCGGAUUUGGUAUCAGCCGUAACUCGCCGUAUGCUCCCGAGUCUUCGGCUUUAUUCUGCCUGGCUAUUGAUUAGCCAUCAUAUCCUUGUCAAUGAGACAAAUGAUAUGUCUCUUAACGUCCAGGUCAAGCAGUUAUGGCAGACGUAUGCGACAACUCUCUCGUUGUUACAAUCAACAUUCCCCAUGAGAUCGUUGUCCCAAUCUCCUUACCUCCUUGAGGAAGAUGACGAUAUCGCCGGAUUCAAGCCUCUUAUGGAUACAUCUGAGUCUCGCCGACUUGGUAAAGGGGUUGCGGGAGUUCAAGGGAGGGACCACCCCAAUAAAGAAUCUCUCACUCGGAUUCUUUAUCUCUUGGAGGACGGAAUAGAGCUAUGUACCGCAGGAAAUGUUCCUAUUGACGUUAAAAAUAACACUUUUGCAUUUCAAGAUGGAAUAAUAUCGACGGAUUCUAAUACGGGCAACGCCGAAUAUCCCACAAUAACUUUGCGAGACAUCCCGGUCACUGGCGGAAUUAGAGCUACGUCUACUGCGAGCCGUCUCGGGCAAGCUAAUCACAUGGGAUCCGUUAUUUCAGAACCUGCCUCUACGACUUUGACUAAUAAGAUGAAUGCCAUGGUUGAUGACCUUGUUGGAUCAUCCCACUCCCGCGAAGAUUCCGAUGAUGAAGAGGAAGUUAUCGUUUUCAAGGGACGUCGUUCAUUCUUCACACCACUUCAGUCCAACCCAAAGGCUUCGCUGUCGACGCCCGCAAUUAACAAUGCGACAAUCACAGCUAAGUCCCCGAUGGUUGCCCAAGCUUUUGCCCAGCCAAUUGGGGGCGGAUCGGCUCCGGGGCUCGGUGGAACGAUUGGACCUUCGUCAAGCAAAGGGAAAGCUCCUAUUCCGUCUAAUUAUAUGGCACCAUAUACGGAAACUGUCACUGAUAGUGCUCAGCCUUCGUCCAAUCAGCCAACCUCCCCGGCUUCCCUUCUCACUGCAAGUGAUCUCGUUACUUAUGUCCAGAAUUAUGCCUCUAGGAUGACGAUUGCCCCUCCUACUCAAUCUCCACAAACGAAUUUGACAACUGGGCAGGCUGGACCUUCCAAUAUGUCUUUGCCUCAAUCGGGCCCUCCUGAUGCUGUGACUCCAAAAUUAUCUUCCGCAUCUUUAGAGCGACCAGCUCAGGUGCCCCAAUUGGCUCACAACCCUGCUUACUAUGAUGGCCACAGUGCAUCAUCCGUACCCUUCAAUUCUAUGAACUCAAACUUUGUUCAGAACAUGGCACAACCCAGCAUGAAUGCCAGCCAAGAAACUGGCGCAUAUUUCAGAAAUUCUGCCCACCAACAUCCCAUGGCCCGUGAAAAUGCUCGUAUGCCACCUCGGCACGGGCCAUACAAUCAUUAUUACCAUUGA
Orbilia oligospora ATCC 24927 is the source of this 3786-nucleotide messenger RNA. RefSeq lists its product as uncharacterized. Gene Ontology annotation, biological process: nuclear-transcribed mRNA catabolic process, nonsense-mediated decay. The transcript has 6 exons. The record is from RefSeq and is a predicted model, not a curated record. Lineage: Eukaryota; Fungi; Ascomycota; Orbiliomycetes; Orbiliales; Orbiliaceae. Gene Ontology annotation, molecular function: telomerase RNA binding; telomeric repeat DNA binding; protein binding. Gene Ontology annotation, cellular component: telomerase holoenzyme complex. Bases 1 to 3786 code for a protein of 1261 amino acids.